This is a messenger RNA of Paramecium sonneborni, 613 nucleotides long. NCBI's taxonomy places the organism in Eukaryota, Ciliophora, Oligohymenophorea, Peniculida, Parameciidae. The record is from the annotation of a GenBank genome assembly.
AAAAAGGAUGAACUUUAUAAUUGGAUUGUAAUUAUUAACAUAUGAGUCAAUAGAUCAGAUAGAAUACAUAAAAUUAUAAGAUAUGUCAGUUUAGGUGUAAUUGAGAUAGUGUUGUUAGCAUAUUAUGCAAAUAUUGAUGAAAAAAUGUAUGAAGAGAUAUCUAAGAUUCCCGAUAUUGAUGAUGACUACAGUGCAUUUAAAGGACUUUCAGUAACUGGAAGUGUUUUUAUGAUGAUUACUUGGUUUGGUUAAAUAGUGUUAAUUUUCAAAAAGAUAGAAAUAUUAUUGUAUGUGAUUUUAGGAGUAAAUUCAUUAGCAUAAUUCUUUCUUUUGGUUGGAAUGGGUAUGGGAGUACAAGGAGUAAGACAAAUAUAAUUAUAAAUUAUAGAGAAAUAAAAUUCCUAUACAAGGGUUUGAUAAUUUUAAUUAUCCAAUUGGACUUUGGUUUAUAUAAUUCUGUCUUUAUUUGUUGAGUCUAGUGUGUUUAUACGAGUUAAAAAAUAUGGAGGUACCUCUAAAUACAAAGGUAUAAAGUGUGGAUUUAACAACAUAAAAUAAAUAAGGGAUGAUAGUAGAGAAUUUGGAUACUUAAUAAUAACAAUAAAAUGUAUGA